This is a messenger RNA of Acanthamoeba castellanii str. Neff, 1056 nucleotides long. Its product is annotated as 2OGFe(II) oxygenase family oxidoreductase. Lineage: Eukaryota; Discosea; Longamoebia; Acanthamoebidae. The transcript has 6 exons. Bases 1 to 1056 code for a protein of 351 amino acids. Gene Ontology annotation, molecular function: dioxygenase activity. The record is from RefSeq and is a predicted model, not a curated record.
AUGACGGACGCGACUGAGCAAGCAGCUGCAGUUCUUUUGCACGACGCACUACCACAGCACGCGCUUCCCGUGAUCGAUAUCAGCCCAUUCAUCACAAAUCCUGAAGCAGAUGGAGAGGCGGCGAAGAAGAAGGUGGCCCGCGCGGUGCACGACGCGUGCGUGGAGGCGGGCUUCUUCUUGAUCAGCAACUAUCAGGGCGUGCUGCCCCAGGACAAGGUCGAUGGUCUGUUACAGCUCAUGCGCCGCUUCUUCUCCCUCUCCCCCGCCUACAAGCGCCAGCUCAAGGGCACCUACGGCCGAGGUUAUUUUGCGUACGGCGAGGAGAACCUGAGCACGAUCUACCCCGAGCACAACGUCAACUUCGAAGACAAGGACCUGGGCGACUACAAGGAGGGCCUCGAUAUCGGUCCCGAAGUGCCGACAACUGACCCGCACUACGGCGAACUCUUCCACACGCCCAACCAGUGGCCCGACCCCGCCUCGGUGGGAGAAGAGUGGAAGGCGCAGGUGCUCGAGUACUUUGAGCUGGCGUCUCGGUUGGGUCACGUACUGAACAGGAUCUUCGCCCUCAGCCUGGGCUUGCCCGAGAACUGGUUCGAGGACAGGAUCUGCCCGCCUCUGACAAGGAUGGGAUGCGGCGCCCAUUCCGACUACGGCUGCUGUGCUAUUCUUGCUCAAGAUGACGCGGGCGGUCUUGAGCUUUACGACAGGAAGGGCCAGUGGGUGGCCGUGAAGCCCGUACCCCAGACGUUGGUCAUCAAUAUUGGCGACAUGAUGCAGCGGUGGACGAACGAUCGUUACAAGUCGACCCUCCACCGGGUCAUCAACCCUUCCACAGGCAAGCACAGGUUUUCGAGUCCGUUCUUCUUUGAGCCGGGCGUGGAUUGCAUGGUCGAGUGCGUGCCGACAUGCCUGGCCGAGGGCGAGUCGCCUCGCUAUCCGCCCACCCGGUUCGGCGACCACCUGCUCAACAUGUACAACUCCACCUUCUACGUUAACCCCACCGACCAGUCGGGCCACGACGGCGAUCCGGGCGCCUCCACCGUUCUCCCCUGA